AUGCAAAUCACAACCACUUCUACUCGUCCAUUUGAGAAAAUAAGCCUAGACAUAGUAGGCCCCUUACCCGAAGCGGGUUUUCACAAACUCCGAUUUAUACUCACUCUCCAAGAUGAUCUAACCAAAUUUUCUACAGCCUAUCCAAUUUCCAACGUCACCGCAGAAGAAACAUGCGAAGCUCUAGUUCACUUCAUUUCACAAUUUCGGAUCCCUAAAUCCUUAAUUACCGAUCAAGGAACAAAUUUUACGGCUGACCUUUUCAAACGUACAUGUGAAUUUUUAAAAAUAAGACAGAUAUGGUCCUCUCCGUAUCAUCCCCAGACUCAAGGUGCUCUCGAAAGGAGCCAUGCCACUUUGAAAGAGUAUCUUAAGUCCUUCGUGAACGAAAACCGAACCGAUUGGCACAAAUACGUUUGUCCGCGCUAA
Messenger RNA from Parnassius mnemosyne (clouded apollo), 426 nucleotides. The record is from the annotation of a GenBank genome assembly. NCBI's taxonomy places the organism in Eukaryota, Metazoa, Arthropoda, Insecta, Lepidoptera, Papilionidae.